Molecule: messenger RNA, 891 nt
Organism: Paramuricea clavata
Lineage: Eukaryota; Metazoa; Cnidaria; Anthozoa; Malacalcyonacea; Plexauridae
Source: the annotation of a GenBank genome assembly
CAGGCAAAUCUUAAUCCUUAUGUUAUUAACUGGAUCUUAGACUUUUUAACAAAUCGGAAGCAGCGAGUCGUGGUAGAUGGAAUUGUGACGGAUUUUCUAGAUAUCAACAAAGGAGUACAACAAGGAACUGUCAUUGGCCCUUUCUUAUUCUCACUCAUGGUCAAUGAUAUUAAUCUCGAAGAUCCUGAUAGUAAUCUUUUGAUUAAGUUUGCGGACGACUUGACUGUUAGUGCUCCUGUGAAAACUACUGGAGAUUCAGCAGCUAGCGAAGUAAGGAACAUUAAAGGAUGGGCGAGUGAUAAUAGGAUGGCUCUUAGUAUAUCUAAAACUUGGGAAAUGAUUGUUCGUGGCAGAACAACGAAGCCAUUACCGCUCCAAUUGGAUGGUAUUGAGCGCAAAAACUGGUUGAAACUUCUCGGAAUGGCUUUUCAGGACGACCCUUGCUGUUGGGAUUUACAAGUCGACACCCUCCUAUCGAAGGCUGCUAGCCGUAUGUACAUCCUUAGAGUUUGCAGAUCCUAUGGUUAUACAAAGGAAAACUUAAACCUAUUGUUUGAAAUUCUAAUUCUAUCGUUGUUCCACUACGGAAUUGAAGUUUGGAGAUCAGCUCUACAGAAUAAAUAUCUACAACGAAUUGAUAAAUUCCUCAGACGAGCUUAUCGAUUUGGAUAUACCUUGAAAGAGUAUAAAAUAUCGCAACUGGUUGAGAAGAAGGACAAGGCCUUAUUUGCAAAAAUUGUGAAAGAUCCGGAUCACGCCUUACAUAACCUACUCCCAGAUAAGAGAUCCAGAACUUUAAGAGAAAGAAAACACUCUUUUAUUCUACCAAUGAUCAAAACUGAACGUUUUAAACGCUCGUUUUUAAAUAGAUGCUUAUUUGACUAUUUUUAA